AUGUCGGUGACAAGUUUUGCGAACGAUGUGUUCUGCGAGUACGGCGUGGAGCUCCCCAUCGUCCACGAGACGUUGGAUGCCGCGCGGCGCGAGGCGCAGCGGCGGGGGCUGUACCUUCUCGUCUACGUCCACUCCCCGACGCACGAGGACACGGCGGAGUUCCUGACGCAAGUGAUGUCGAGCCCGCAGCUGCGGGAGCUGGUGGGGACCCGGCUGGUGCUCUUCGGGGCCUCCGUGCUGGAGCUGGAGGGCCGCCGGCUGGAGGCGGAGCUGCAGGUGACGACGUUCCCCUUCCUCGCCCUCCUGCUGAAGCGCACCGCCGUGCUGAAGCUGAAGGGCCUCCUCUCCGCCGAGGCGGUGGUGAAGAACCUUCAAAUGGCCUUCGACCACUGGGACGGGCGGCUGGCGGAGGAGGUCCACCUGCGCCUGGAGCGGGAGGAGAAGGAGCGGGCCCGCCGCGAGGAGGAGCUGCGGGCGCACGCGAUGCAGGAGCUGGACCGCGAGCGCAUCCGGCUCUACGAAGAGCAGCUGCGCGAGCGGCGUGAGCGGGAGGAGCGGCAGCGGCGCGAGGUGGAGGCGGCAGAGGAGGCGCAGCAGCAGCGGCGGCAGGAGGAGGCGCAGCGGCGCUCUCGGGCGGAGGCGCUGCAGGCGGCCGCGGCCGCACGGCUGCCGCAGGAGCCCCCUGCCGACGCGGAUCCCUCGACCGUCGCGUUCAUUAGCCUCAAGUCGCUGCGUGGGACGCAGCACCACCGCCGCUUCUACCGCAGCGAUAAGCUGCGCCACCUGCGCGACUACGCGAUGUCGCUGGCGGACUACACCGGCGGGGGAUUCCGUCUGGUGGCCGGCUACCCGCCGCGCCCGCUGGAGCUGGACGGCGACAAGACGUUUGGCGACGUCCCGAGUCUUCUCCCCCGCGCCGUCGUGCUGAUGCGCGGCGAGUAG
Messenger RNA from Trypanosoma conorhini, 942 nucleotides. Its product is annotated as UBX domain containing protein. The coding region runs from base 1 to 942 and encodes 313 amino acids. Lineage: Eukaryota; Euglenozoa; Kinetoplastea; Trypanosomatida; Trypanosomatidae. The record is from RefSeq and is a predicted model, not a curated record. Gene Ontology annotation, cellular component: endoplasmic reticulum. The transcript has a single exon. Gene Ontology annotation, molecular function: ubiquitin binding.